GUCAUGCAGCGGCCGCCGCGGUGGCGGUGGCGGCCGCCGGGCCCCUCCGCUAUAUAAGGCGCAACCGGGAGGAGCGGGCGGGGGCCGAAGAUGAAGUUGCGGGAGCGCCGGUGCCCGCCCCCGGCCCAGCCCGCGUCGGCCCCGGCCCCGGCGGCCUGCGGGCAGCGGCCGGCACCGGCAGGUCGGGAGCGGCCGCCCUCGCGGUCGCCAUGAGUUGUGCGGAGGUGAUGUAUCAGCCCCAGCCCUAUGGAGCGCCCCCGCACCAUCUCCCCGCCCCGGGGCCGCCCGCUGCCGCCGCCGCCGCCGCCGCCCGCCCGCCCGCCUGCCGCCUCCCGCCGCCCCGCCCCGGCCCGCCGAAGAAGUUAGCGGGAUGCAGCAAGAUGCAGGAGUCUCUGGAGGUGGCCCUUCCCAGCAAACAAGAGGAGGAUGAGGAGGAGGAGGAUGAUGAUGAGGAGGAGGAGGAGGAAGAGAAGGACCAGCCUGCCGAGAUGGAGUACCUUAACUCUCGCUGUGUCCUUUUCACUUAUUUCCAGGGAGACAUUGGGUCAGUAGUGGACGAACACUUCUCAAGAGCUUUGGGUCAAGCCAGCAGCUUCCAUCCUGAACCUGCCAUUUCAAAAAACAAGAUGGGGUUAAGCCCCCUAUGGCGAGACAGCUCAACCCUUUCCGGCCAGAGGAGUAGUUUCCCAACUUCGUUCUGGACCAGCUCCUACCAGCCCCCACCUGCGCCUUGUUUGGGUGGAGUGCAUCACGACUUCCCAAGCCCUACUCCGAGCUCCUUCCCGACAGCAGACCCUGGCGGCUGGCCGGGACACAGCCUGCACCAGACUGCCCCACCCCCUCCCCCAGCCGGGUCAGAGACCUGGCCUUACCCGUUGGCAUCUCAGGUGAGCCCCUCGUACUCACACAUGCACGAUGUGUACGUGCAUCACCAUCACCCCCAUCCUCACCUGCACCACCGCCACCAUCACCACCCCCCAGCCGGCUCACACCUUGAUCCACGGUAUGGAUCCUUGCUGAUGCCUUCGGUUCGUGCAGCCAGGAUUUCCGCUCCACAGUGUGACAUAAAGACAGAUCCUACUACUGUCACCACUGCUACCUCAGCGUGGGCUGGAGCCUUUCAUGGAACGGUGGACAUUGUGCCCAGUUUUGGAUUUGAUACAGGUCUACAGCACCAGGACAAGAACAAGGAAGCCCCUUGGUUCUGAGGCACCAGUGACAGUGUGACCCCCCACAGCUGGGAAAGAACUGCCACAUAUGAUCCCCUUUUUUUGCACCAGGGUCAAGGACGCAAGGGAGAGGAGAAGGUGAAGAGCCCAAAUCCCUCCUUGGAUUCUGCUUCAGAACCACUGGCAGGAUGUGGAACAUUGAUAAAAAGCCUCGGUUUCCAUCCUCUCCUCAUUUGAGCCUGCACCAGCUGGGCAACCCUGCUCCUUCUUGCUUCUUUAGCUGCUCGGCUUAUUUCUCAUUUGUUUGACUUGUUGUUGUUUUUUAAACUAACCACCUUAAUUGUCAGGAAAAGGCAGGCCUCUGCGGCCAUGUUCACCCUUUCAGGAAUACCAUUUUGUAGCUCUUUGUGCCUCUAUUUUUGUAGAAAUACAGAAAGUUGGUUUAGCAUUGAUGGGCUGUUUCAGAGGGAUGUAUUUUUUUAAAAAAAAUUGUAAAAAUUGUUAAGUUCUGUUUAAAGAACUUGCUCUCAGAGACGCACUGGCAAAAAAAAUGUAUAAAAUGCAUUCUUAUAGAUGUCUGUGAUGUGACGUGUCUAUAUUUUUUUGCGGGGAAGGGGAAUUGUCUCAAGUGUUUCUUUUUUUUUUCCAGUAGCACCAUUGCUGAGCUGAUCUGAACUCUUUUCCUUUUGUAACAGUGUGAAGUGAACAAUGGUAAACUAUGAUUUUCGUGACUCAGAUGCACAUAGGGUUCAGAAAUAUUUUCAAAAAAAUGACAGUUUGUUCUCCAAAGACUAUUUGGGGACAAAUAAGAACAGUUUUGCAAAAAAAAAAAAACCAAAAAACUCUCUUCCGUCUAAGGAAGAAUUGCCUGGCAGGAUAGUAAUUGUACCAACUGCAUAAAUGAACCUAGAGUUCAUGUAGUACAGUAGGAGAAAAAUCGUUCUAUCUUUGGAAACCUCUAAGAAACAGGAGUACGGUCCAUCAUUCUAAUUAUCUAGUCAUGACAAUAUGAAAUGUCAUUACUCUUUCAAUAGAAUCUUUGUCCCCACACACACACACACACACCGGAAGGGAUUUGGAAGACAAAUGUGCAAAUCUAACAAGCAAAAUUCUGUAUUGGUCACCAGACUAUUAUCCCUGUGGCGGCAGCUGAAGAGUUGUCCCAUAUUCAUGUAUAUUUUUGUGUUCUGGAGCUUUUUGUUGAACAAUAUAUUUAAUAUAUGGUAUUUCACGUGUUUCUGUAACUUUAGGAAUUUACUCGUAUUUUCAGAUUUUUAGUAGCGAUUGUUAGGCCCAUACAUCAGUCAAUCAAUGGUAUUUAUUGAGUGCUUACUGUGUGUCGGGCACUGAACUAUGAGCUUGAGAGAGUACAAAAAAAAAAAGAGUUGGCAGACAUGUUCCCUGCCCACAAGGAGCUUAUAUAACAGUGUGAUUUAAAUUGGGAGAGAACAAUAUUUCAGUUUGAGUAAUGUUCAUUUGAAAUGGAAUGAUUCAUCAACUGAAAAUAAGAGGAUUCAAAUGACAAGGCUUGAAUCAAAUGGACAAUUUAAGUUUCAAAAACUGAUAUUUGUGAAAGCAAACUCACAUGGUCUUAGAAAGCCACUUGGCUUAAGCUGUACUACAUUGUGAAAAAAAAAUAACUGGCCAAUAAUACCUGUGCUUCAUGAUGCUUUCAGUGCUUUGAGUCACUCUGUAGCUGCCAGCAACGGUAAAACUUAAAAUCCUCAAAAGUUAUAAGUGUGGUUAAUAGAAUUUCUCCUCAGUUUUCCUAAGAGAUUCAAAACACAGUAAAAUUCCGCUCUGCAAAUUUAAUAUGGAUGUGUGUAUAUAUAUAUAUAUAUAUAAAUAUAUAUAUCUUAGUAUAUUCAACUUCACAUUAAUAAGCUUAGCUAGGCAGGUUUUUCCACAGCUUUAUCUUGUUCAGAAACGCUCCAUUGCUAUAGGUUAGGGAACCCUCUUCAGAUCCAUCUUUAAAUCCUUUCUCUAACAAUCCUCAAGACUCUGACUUCCACCUUCCUAUAACUCUCGUUAUACCACCUAUAGGGCCCGUCAUUAAGAUCUACAACUGCCAAAUGUAAGCAUUUUUUCAUUCUGCAAAUUGUACACAAUCUGACCAUGACCUGGUUUAACCAGUGAAACUAGUUAUGCAGGUCCUAAAAAGCUUGAAGUUUUCCCUAAGUUUCCCAACUAUGGGAGCAAUGCUGAAUUUCCAUAGUUUGAAAGUUAGGCCUGAAACACUUGAUGCACACAUUAUUUCUGGACAAUGUUAGGCAGCUAGAAUUGAAAAUCUGACGGUUGUAAACCUGUAGGCAUCUCAGUGGGCCCACUGUUAACUUUCAGUUCAGGUAUUUUCAAGUAUAGUGUAAACUUCAAGAAGUUAAUACAUCAAUUGAUUUAGAGCAUCACAUUUUUUAUUCAUUUACAUCUUCUCUAACAUUUUAGACUAUUGGCACUUAGAUAGAAAAAACUGCACUGGAGGCUGUCUGCUAGUUUACUGAAAACUUGAAGGAAACAACAAAAUAUGGUGGAAAAAAGACCUCCAUUUUGAAAAAAAUAACACUUUAUGAACUAAGUCAGCAGAUUUACUCCACUUCAGAAAAAAGAAAAGUAUUAGAAGCAGAUGUUGAUUAUGCAUCUAUUAUUGGAAACGGAAAGUUUACUAGACCCAUUUCAGUCAUAGAAGGGUACUGAUGAGAAUACCCUUGAUCCCCUUUUCAGGAAGAGGAGAGGAAAACAGGUCUCCAAAACCAGGGAAACCCAACCACCAUUAAUAACCAGUGAAAUAUAUGGAUCCAUUUUUGAACAGAGUAAAAUGGAUGUAUACACCUUAUAAAAAGGCACAAGUUUGGGGAAAUGUUCCAAAUUUUGACAGAAAGUUUAACUUGGAAAUAUUGUCACUCUUAUUCUGUAACAAAAAAAAAAGGCUCCUAAAAUACCAUUUAACUUAUUUUCAAAUCUUGGGAAAUGGUACUGUUAUGGAUUUCAGCCCAACCAGCUCUAGAAAUAUGUUUCUCUUUUGCUUGAAUCUAGAUUUCUCCUUCAGAUAUAAUCACCUUAAAAAAAGAAACCUAAACUUCAUUAAACUGAUAAAUACAUCCAUUAUUUUGGAGGAACCUAUUAAAAGACCACCUUUUAUUUUUACAUUUCUCAGGUUUUUCCUUUAACCUUUUUAAAAAAGAAGUUUACUAAAUUCUCAACUCUGUGUGGGAUGUCUAUAAUCUAGUAAUACUCUAAAACUGAUGUUUUUCUUAUAGUUUUCUCAAGGCCUUUACCAGUUUACAUGUCACUGUACUUAAAACCACUACCUACGCCACAAUCCAAGUGCCACAAAUGAGGCCUUCCUGGAGAACCGGUCGCCAGCACACAAAAUUCCACGAACAGGUCAAAGAACAUAGGCAGUUCUGUUUAAGUCUAGAAUUAUGUGUAGUACAGUAAUAUAAAAUGAAAGUUGGGGAUUUUGUUAACUCCAACUAUUCAGAAUGCAAAUAAGAAGACAGUAAUUGCUAAUGACCUCCAGGACAUUUGACUUUACUUGUUUUUCAUGAGUUUUAUAUAGAGAUUUUAAGACAUAGGAUCAAAAUCAAUGAUAUUUCAACAAAAGCAACAAGUUCUCCAGUUUAGCUGGGAGGUGUCUUUGCAUUGUUAAUAUGCAAAUAUGUAAAAACUCACAUAAUUAAACCCUGAGAUUCCAGGAGAUAAAACUAUCGGAAAAGUAUUAUUGCCUUUUAUUGUAAAUCCUACUGGUAAUACUUAAAAGGGAAAAGCAUUCUCUCUCUAGACAUACAGCAUUAGAAUACAACCAUAGAACUCCCUAAGGAGUUCCUUCAGUAGCAGUGUCUAGUACUAGCUGAUGUUUACAGUUUUAAGGUAGCAUAUUUGCAAGUCUAACCAUUAUUGAAUCACUCUGGUCUCACAGCCAAACAGAACCUUUACUUUUAAAUAUGGAAGGAAAGCUGUUCUUUAAUAAAACAAACUUCUCCUAAAACCCAAAGUGUACAGUUUUUAAAAGCUGCAGUAUGCCUACCAGAUAGAUUAGUUGGAUUUAAUGAUGGAGGACUUUGUAUUAAAAGAGUGUCAUCUUCAUUGUUCAAUAAAUAAUUUAAUGUGAAUUUUUAUGGCUAUAUUUUUAUGUCAUGCUUUGGUUUUGUCUGUACUUUUUGACAACUAGCUCAUGCUUUCUUGUUUCCUUCUUAUUCAACUAAAGAACUCAUAAACAUCUAUAUAAAUUACA
Messenger RNA from Ornithorhynchus anatinus (platypus), 5400 nucleotides. RefSeq names its product vestigial like family member 3 (gene VGLL3). The coding region runs from base 210 to 1208 and encodes 332 amino acids. NCBI's taxonomy places the organism in Eukaryota, Metazoa, Chordata, Mammalia, Monotremata, Ornithorhynchidae. Gene Ontology annotation, cellular component: nucleus. The record is from RefSeq and is a predicted model, not a curated record. Gene Ontology annotation, biological process: regulation of transcription by RNA polymerase II. The transcript is spliced from 4 exons.